Molecule: messenger RNA, 603 nt
Organism: Momordica charantia (bitter melon)
Lineage: Eukaryota; Viridiplantae; Streptophyta; Magnoliopsida; Cucurbitales; Cucurbitaceae
Source: RefSeq, a predicted model, not a curated record
GGGUCCUGCAAAUAAGGGAUGUAAAUGUUCUACAUGCCAUGCCAAUUUUGGUGACUGCCCAGGACAUUAUGGAUACUUGAGUCUUGCUCUCCCUGUUUUUAAUGUUGGUUAUUUUACUACGAUAUUGGAAAUUCUAAAGUGCAUUUGCAAGUCAUGUUCUCGUAUACUUUUGGAAGAGAAGCUUUACAAAGACUUCUUGAGGAAGAUGAGAAAUCCUAAAUUGGAAGCCUUGAGGAAGUGUGAGCUUGCGAAAAAAAUCGUAAAGAAGUGUACUACCUUGACAAGUAGCAAUAAAAGCAUGAAAUGCUCCAGAUGUGGAUAUUUAAAUGGUUCGGUGAAGAAGGCUGUAUCUAUGUUGGGAAUACUACAUUAUCGUGUGAAAUCCAAGGAUGCGGGGAUGGUAUCAGAGGAUCUUAGAGCACCCUAUAAUGUGUCGAAUGAUAUUUUGAACCCUUUUAGAGUUCUUUCUCUUUUUAAAAGGAUGACAGAUGAGGACUGUGAGUUACUCUUUCUAUCAGAUAGGCCUGAUAAUCUCAUCAUUACUAACGUUGCAGUGCCUCCUAUAGCUAUCCGUCCUUCUGUAAUUAUGGAUGGUUCACAAAG